AUGAAGCGAUCAAUCAACGAUAUCAACGCAUCUUCGUUCGACUCCGCCAUUGCUAAGAAACCCGUCUUCCUCACCAAAUCCCACCGUGCAGAAUUAGCCCUAAAACUCCGCCAAAAUCAAAUCUCCGAUCACUCCACCCCCGAAACCGAAAACACAAACGGCAAUCGCAGUAAAUACCGAGAGCAUAGCCGCCGUAAACGAGAUCGUGAUCCAGAGAGGCGAAUCCAAGAUCAAAAGCGUGAAGAAGAAGCCAAAAGUCGCGAGAAGGCGCGUGCCGAGAAGCUACUCGAGCGAGAGCGUGAGAAGGAGCUCGACGCCAUCAAAGCGCAGUACCUGGGAAGCAAGAAGCCAAAGAAGAGAGUCAUAAAACCAAGCGAGAAGCUCCGUUUCUCCUUCGACUGGGAAAACACAGAAGACACAUCAACAGACACAAACACUCUCUACCAAAACCCUCACGAGGCUCAGCUUCUCUUCGGUAGAGGCUUCCGCGCUGGCAUGGACCGCCGCGAGCAGAAAAAGCACCAUAGAGAACAAUCGUAUGACUCGUUUGACAUGAGGGUUGAUAGGCAUUGGAGUGAUAAGAGAUUAGAUGAGAUGAGUGAAAGAGAUUGGCGCAUCUUUAGAGAAGAUUUCAACAUCUCUUACAAAGGUUCCAAGAUUCCUCCUCCCAUGAGGAGGUGGGAAGAGAGUAAGCUAAGUUCCGAGCUUUUGAAAGCUGUGGAGAGAGCUGGUUACAAGGAACCUACUCCUAUUCAAAUGGCAGCUAUACCACUAGGGCUGCAACAGCGCGAUGUUAUCGGUAUCGCAAAGACUGGGUCUGGAAAGACUCAUGCUUUUGUCUUGCCCAUGUUAGCUUACAUCUCUAGGUUGCCGCCUAUGAGUGAAGAGAAUAAAACUGAUGGUCCUUAUGCUGUUGUUUUGGCACCUACUCGUGAGCUUGCUCAGCAGAUUGAGAAGGAGACUGUUAAGUUUGCGGAUUAUCUAGGGUUUAGGGUGAGUUUAGUAGUGGGUGGUCAGUCUAUUGAGGAACAGGGGUUUAAGUUAGCACAAGGGUGUGAGAUUGUGAUUGCUACUCCUGGUCGUUUGAUUGAUUGCCUUGAGAGUCGGUUUGUUGUGUUGAACCAGUGUAACUACGUGGUUCUUGAUGAGGCAGAUAGGAUGAUAGACAUGGGUUUCGAGCCUCAGGUUGCUGCUGUGUUAGAUGCGAUGCCUUCAAGUAACUUGAAACCGGAGAACGAAGAAGAGGAGCUUGACGAGAAGAAGAUUUACAGAACCACGUAUAUGUUCAGUGCUACAAUGCCUUCUGGUGUAGAGCGGCUAGCUAGGAAGUACUUGAGGAACCCUGUCGUUGUCACCAUUGGAAAUGCAGGAGAGGCCACGGAUUUGAUUUCACAGCAUGUGAUUAUGAUGAAAGAAUCUGACAAGUUCUUCAGAUUACAGAAACUGCUGGAUGAGCUCGGCGAUAAAACCGCCUUUGUGUUUGUCAACACAAGGAUAAAAUGCGACUCUAUUGCUAAGAAUCUGGACAAGGCAGGGUACCGUGUUACAACUGUGCACGGUGGGAAGUCGCAAGAGCAGAGAGAAAUCAGCUUAGAAGGGUUCAGAGCAAAGAGAUACAACGUUCUUGUUGCAACAGAUGUUGUAGGCCGUGGAAUUGAUACUGAUGUGGCUCACGUCAUAAACUAUGACAUGCCUAAACCUAUAGCGAUGUAUACACAUCGUAUCGGACGUACAGGACGUGCUGGGAAAAGCGGUGUUGCUACUUCGUUUUUGACUCUUCAUGAUACUGAUGUCUUUUAUGAUUUGAAGCAGAUGCUUGUUCGGAGCAACAGUGCGGUUCCUCCAGAGCUGGCUAGACAUGAAGCGUCGAGAUUCAAACCAGGUACGGUUCAUGAUAGACCCCCUAGACAUAGUGACACUGUCUAUAUAAACUGAGUCGCUAGGCUCUGAAUUUGUUCUUGAAGUGAUCUCUU
Eruca vesicaria subsp. sativa (arugula) is the source of this 1973-nucleotide messenger RNA. The record is from the annotation of a GenBank genome assembly. Lineage: Eukaryota; Viridiplantae; Streptophyta; Magnoliopsida; Brassicales; Brassicaceae.